This is a messenger RNA of Cannabis sativa, 1548 nucleotides long. RefSeq names its product patatin-like protein 1. The transcript has 5 exons. Gene Ontology annotation, molecular function: monoacylglycerol lipase activity; glycerophospholipase activity. The record is from RefSeq and is a predicted model, not a curated record. Lineage: Eukaryota; Viridiplantae; Streptophyta; Magnoliopsida; Rosales; Cannabaceae. The coding region runs from base 134 to 1399 and encodes 421 amino acids. Gene Ontology annotation, biological process: lipid metabolic process.
UCUAUUUUCUGACUUAUUACUCAUUACUCUCUCUAGCUAGCUCCCUAGCUAUAUAUAUAUAAAGACAAGUAACAUAACAUAGAUAUGCUUCAUUGAGUUUCAUAUUUCGAUUUGUUUUGAGUUUAACUAUAUAAUGGGGCGUACUAGUAGUGUGAAAAAAGUGUUCACAGUUCUAAGUAUUGAUGGAGGUGGGAUUAGAGGCAUUAUCCCAGGCACUAUUCUGGCUUUUCUUGAAUCAAAACUUCAGGAAUUGGAUGGAGCACAUGUAAGGAUUGCAGAUUAUUUCGAUGUAAUCUCAGGAACAAGCACUGGUGGCUUAAUCACCACCAUGCUUGCUGCCCCCAACAAACACAAUCGACCCAUGUUCGCUGCUAAAGAUAUCAACCAUUUUUACUUACAACAUACGCCUAAGAUCUUCCCCCAAAGUGGUAUUUCUUUGUUUGGAUGGAGAGCAAGUUGGAUGAGGUGGUUAAUGCGUCCUAAGUAUGAUGGGAAGUAUCUUCAUUCCCUUCUAAACAGUCUACUUGGUGAUCUCACUCUCAGCCAAACCCUAACCACUAUUGUUGUACCAGCUUAUGAUAUAAAGCUUGUUCAACCUUGUAUUUUCUCCACCACAGAGGGAAAAGAAAGCUCGUUGAGAAAUCCUAGACUAGCAGAUAUUUGCAUCAGUACCUCAGCAGCACCUACUUAUCUCCCGGCACAUAGUUUUACCACAACUGAUGACAAUGGAAAUUCUCGUAGUUUUGAUCUCAUUGAUGGUGCUGUUGCUGCAAAUAACCCAUCUAUGUUGGCGAUUAGCCAUAUCAUCAUAGAAACAUCAAAGAAGAAUAAUAACAAAUUAGAAGAAGAAGAAGAAGAAGAAGAAGAAGAAGAAGAAGAAGAAGAAGAAGAAGAAGAAGAAGAAGAAGAAGAAGAAGAAGAAGAAGAAAAACAAGUUGGCAUGGAAGGAACUAAAAUGCUACUGUUGUCAUUGGGAACAGGUGAACCUAAGCAUGAAGGGAAGUACAAUGCUUCAAUGGCCUCCCGAUGGGGUCUCAUUAAAUGGAUUUUUGACUGUGGAACCACACCCAUCAUUGACAUUUUUGCUAAUGCUAGUUCUGAUGUUGUUGAUUUCCUUGUAUCAACUAUCUUCCAAUCUCGACAUCACAAGAAAAAUUACCUUCGUAUUCAGGAUGAUACAUUGGUUGGGAAUGAGUUAUCGGUUGAUAUAGCAACUACUGAGAAUCUACAAAGACUUGUUGAUAUCGGGACAAAGUUACUAGAGAAACCAGUUUCGAGGGUAAAUUUGGAAACAGGUAAGCAUGAGAUUGUUGAAGGAGAAGGUACUAAUGCUGAAGCUCUUCUCAAUUUCGCCAAACUCCUAUCCAAGGAGAGGAAAUCAAGAUUGAUGAGUCAUUAAUGAAUUAUAUACAAAUCAGCUCUUUUACUUAUAAUUAGAAGAAGUAAUAUAUUUAUAAAUUUCAUUGUUUUCUCUCCUUAAUGUAAACAUUCCACGCUUAAUUUUUUUGUAUGUAACUUUCAUUUUUCCUAUUAAUUUUUGAAAAAUUU